UAUUUUCAUUAAACUCUCUGUGUGUUUGUGUGUUUUGUGCCGCUAAUUGUAAAUCAAUUUUGUUUUUUCAUUUGGUAAAUCAUGUCAUCAAAUAAUACACAAAUGAAAAAUUUUUAUCUUCGUUAUUAUGUUGGACAUAAAGGUAAAUUUGGUCAUGAAUUUUUGGAAUUUGAAUUACGUCCGGAUGGUAAAUUACGUUAUGCAAAUAAUUCAAAUUAUAAAAAUGAUACGAUGAUUCGUAAAGAAGCUUAUAUAUCACGUGCUGUUAUGGAUGAACUUCGUCGUAUAAUCGAAGAUUCCGAAAUAAUGAGUGAAGAUGAUGCUGUUUGGCCAAUGCCAGAUCGUGUUGGACGACAAGAACUGGAAAUUGUUAAUGGUGAUGAACAUAUUAGUUUUACUACCAGUAAAAUUGGUUCAUUAGCCGAUGUACAGGAAAGUCGUGAUCCAGAAGGUCUUCGUUGUUUUUAUUAUCUUGUUCAAGAUCUUAAAUGUUUGGUUUUUUCACUUAUUGGUCUACAUUUCAAAAUUAAGCCAAUCUAAGAAAAAACAACAACAAUUUCCAUUCGAUCAUUUAAAAUUUUCAAAUUCAUAAUUUAAAAAACAAUUAUUCUUUUUUUUCAAAUCAAUUUGUAAUGCUUAAUUCCAUUUGUAAUAAUUAUUAUCAUGAUUUUUUUUUCAUUUUAUUUUAAUCCUGUUUAUGAAAACAACAAAAUAAAAAUAUGAAUUCGGA
This is a messenger RNA of Dermatophagoides pteronyssinus (European house dust mite), 730 nucleotides long. RefSeq names its product mago, exon junction complex subunit (gene mago). Gene Ontology annotation, cellular component: exon-exon junction complex; catalytic step 2 spliceosome; nucleus. The record is from RefSeq and is a predicted model, not a curated record. NCBI's taxonomy places the organism in Eukaryota, Metazoa, Arthropoda, Arachnida, Sarcoptiformes, Pyroglyphidae. Gene Ontology annotation, biological process: RNA splicing.